Oryza brachyantha (malo sina) is the source of this 976-nucleotide messenger RNA. RefSeq lists its product as uncharacterized. The transcript has a single exon. The record is from RefSeq and is a predicted model, not a curated record. The coding region runs from base 87 to 656 and encodes 189 amino acids. Lineage: Eukaryota; Viridiplantae; Streptophyta; Magnoliopsida; Poales; Poaceae. Gene Ontology annotation, cellular component: plasma membrane.
UCUUCUCCAAUGCAUUCACCUUUUAAAAAAAACCCAAAAAAAACAAGGAAAAAAAGAGAGGCACGGUUUAAUUUGCCAAAUUUGCCAUGGCCGGGAAGAGGCCGGCCUUGAUCUGCUGCUGCGCACUGCUCGCCGCCGCCGCCGUCCUCGCCGCGGUGCUCGUGGCGCUCUGCUUCACCGUGUUCCGGCCGCGGUCGCCGCGCGUGUCGGCGACGGUCGUGGGCACGCGGGUUUCCUCCUUCGCGCUCCUCCCGGCGCCGGCGCUGAACCUCAGCUUCGACGUGGCCGUGGAGGCGUACAACCCGAACCGCGCGGCGUUCGAGUACGGCGAGGUGGUGACGGUGGUGCGGUACCACGGCGACGGCGUGGGGCGGGCGGUGGUGCCCGCGGGGGAGAUCGGCGCGCGCGGUUCGCUGGCGGCGAACGCGACGGUGGAGGUGGACGCCGCGAGGGUGGCGUCGUCGCCCUACUUCCCCGGGGAGGCGAUCGCCGGCGCGCUGCCGUUCGAGACGGCGACGACGGUGGCCGGCCGGGCGGUGGUGCUGCGCGUGCUCAGGAUCAGGGCGCGCUCCGACGUGACGUGCGGCGUCACCGUGUACCCGUUCAGGAAGGAGAGCACGCCGCCGCAGUGCGCCUCCACCGUCCACGUGGGCUGAUCUUGGCCGUCCCCGUGCGUCCGAUCUGAUCGUUUGCCUGCCAUGGCCUUCUUCUUCAAUUGUAAAAAAAAAAAAAUAGUUUGCAUGUUCAAUUAAGGAAUAGGAAAAUACAUACGUUAUACAUGGUUUUUUUUCAAGAGUGAUUUCAGUCGAGUAAAUUGUACUUCGUACCACGUAGAUCGUACAUUGUUUCAAUUUGUGUCGGGUUUGGCAUAUACUGUCAGUGCACACAAGGAUAUAUCAAAUAAGUUUUAUUUGCAAUAGGUUGUUUGAUGUAAUUAAAGGGAAAUCUAGUGAAAUAUAGACAGACCUUAUGGAAG